ACCUGGACCUUAUAGCCGAGUACAUGCAGAAACACAAGGAGACGGAGGAGGAGGAGAAGAAGGAGGGCAAGAGGAAAGGUGUCAGGGAGGAAGAGAAACGGAGAGGAAGAGGAGUCAAACGUCACCGCUGUCAGCAGUGUGAUGAAUCCUUCACAACAUCAAGAUAUUUAAAGAUUCAUCAGAGAGUUCACACUGGAGAGAAACUGUACAGCUGUGAUCAAUGUGGGGCAGCUUUCACGCUACAGACUACCCUAAAAACACAUCGACGCAUUCACACUGGAGAGAAACCUUACAGCUGUGAACAAUGUGGGGAAACUUUUUCUCGUGGUGAUGCCCUUAAAUCUCACCAGCGCAUUCACACUGGAGAGAAGCCGUACAGCUGUGAUCAAUGUGGGGAAACCUUUUCUCAUAGUGGUAACCUCAAAACUCACCAGCGCAUUCACACUGGAGAGAAGCCGUACAGCUGUGAACAAUGUGGGGAAACCUUUUCUCAGAGUAGUUACCUUAAAAAACACCAGCGCAUUCACACUGGACAGAAGCCGUACUGGUGUGAACAAUGUGGGGAAACCUUUUCUCGUAGUGAUAGCCUUAAAACUCACCAGCGCACUCACUUUGGAGAGAAGCCGUACUGGUGUGAACAAUGUGGGGAAACCUUUUCUCGUAGUGGUAACCUUAAAAGACACCAGCGCAUUCACACUGGAGAGAAGCCGUACUGGUGUGAACAAUGCGGAAAAACGUUUUCUCAGAGCAGUCACCUUAAAUCUCACCAGCGCAUU
Etheostoma spectabile (orangethroat darter) is the source of this 776-nucleotide messenger RNA. RefSeq names its product zinc finger protein 239-like. The transcript has 2 exons. Gene Ontology annotation, molecular function: DNA-binding transcription factor activity, RNA polymerase II-specific; RNA polymerase II cis-regulatory region sequence-specific DNA binding. Gene Ontology annotation, cellular component: nucleus. NCBI's taxonomy places the organism in Eukaryota, Metazoa, Chordata, Actinopteri, Perciformes, Percidae. The record is from RefSeq and is a predicted model, not a curated record. Gene Ontology annotation, biological process: regulation of transcription by RNA polymerase II. The annotation marks the transcript as partial.